Molecule: messenger RNA, 1023 nt
Organism: Fraxinus pennsylvanica
Lineage: Eukaryota; Viridiplantae; Streptophyta; Magnoliopsida; Lamiales; Oleaceae
Source: the annotation of a GenBank genome assembly
AUGGCUGUUUCUGGGUUCGAAGGAUUUGAGAAGAGGCUCGAGCUAAACUUUUCCGGUGAUGAUCCGGCAAUCGGAAUAGGUUUCCGUCAGCUGGACUUUCAGUCUCUUGAGGAAGUAUUGCAUGCAGUGCAGUGCACAGUAGUUUCAGCACUUGGAAAUCAGUAUUUUGAUUCUUAUGUAUUAUCAGAAUCAAGCCUGUUUGUGUACCCUACAAAAAUCAUAAUCAAAACGUGUGGGACCACCCAAUUGUUAAAAUCCAUCCCUCCAUUGCUGCAUCAUGCUGCUACAAUGGACCUUAAAAUCUGUGCAUGCAGAUACACCAGAGGAAAUUUCAUUUUCCCUGAAGAACAACCUUACCCACAUACAAGUUUUGAAGAGGAAAUUGUUUAUUUGGAGGAGAACUUGCCUGAAAAUCUUUGCUGUAGAAAAUCUUCUGUGAUGCCUUCAAAGUUAUCUUCUCAUUCAUGGCAUGUAUUCUCAGCUUGUGAUCAAUCUCAAACAAUGAUGCAGAAGAGCCCAUAUGAUGAUCAGCUCUAUACUGUGGAAGUUUGCAUGACUGGGCUGGAUAGAGUUCUGGCCCAGAAGUUUUUCCGACGUCCAAAUGACGGUCAAACCGGAGAUUCCGCCGGAAAAGAGAUGACGGAAUCAGCGGGCAUAUGUGACAUCAACCCUAAUGCACUUAUAUGUGACUUUGCAUUUGAUCCAUGUGGAUAUUCUAUGAAUGGCAUUGAUGGUGAUCGUUAUUCGACAAUCCACAUUACGCCCGAGGAUGGAUUUAGUUAUGCAAGUUUCGAGUGUGUGGCCUCUAUGUACGACGAUAUUGCGGAGGUGUUGAACAAGGCAGUGCAAGUUUUCCGGCCUGCGACAGUGACAGUGGCAACCACAUGCACCAGCCAUGAAGUGUGGAUGCAAGUGGCAAAGGCAAUCAAACCACUUGGAAUGAAGUUCCGAAGUUGCACCGUGGAUGACUUUCCAGCUACCGGGAGUGUCGUUUUCCAAGUGUUCACGUGUCGAAAGAAAUAA